Messenger RNA from Capra hircus (goat), 1842 nucleotides. It is a transcript of the gene SCRN2, whose product is annotated as secernin 2. Bases 139 to 1593 code for a protein of 484 amino acids. The record is from RefSeq and is a predicted model, not a curated record. Gene Ontology annotation, biological process: proteolysis. Gene Ontology annotation, molecular function: cysteine-type exopeptidase activity; dipeptidase activity. The transcript has 7 exons. Lineage: Eukaryota; Metazoa; Chordata; Mammalia; Artiodactyla; Bovidae.
CAGGCGCUCGAUUUCGACUCCGCCCCCGAGGCCAAAGUCUUCCAGGUCACUUCCAGGAGCCUUCGCCCCUGGGACAGACCUUACCUGAAGCGGAGGCUGUAGACUGCGGACUAAGCUGGGGAUUUGCACGGAGAGAGGAUGGCGUCGUGGAGCCCUGACACCCCAUGUUCCUGUGACUGCUUUGUCUCGGUGCCCCCUGCCUCGGCUCUCCCAGCCGUGAUCUUUGCCAAGAACUCUGACCGGCCCCGGGAUGAGGUGCAGGAAGUGGUGUUUGUACCGGCACGCACGCACGCCCCUGGGAGCCGCCUCCAGUGCACCUACAUUGAGGUGGAACAGGUGUCAAAGACCCAUGCUGUGAUCCUGAGCCGCCCUUCUUGGCUGUGGGGGGCUGAGAUGGGCGCCAACGAGCAUGGUGUCUGCAUUGGCAAUGAGGCAGUGUGGACCAAGGAGCCAGUCGGGGAAGGGGAAGCCCUGCUGGGAAUGGACUUACUCAGGCUGGCUUUGGAACGGGGCAGCUCUGCCCGGGAGGCCUUGCACGUGAUCACAGGCUUGCUGGAGCACUACGGGCAGGGGGGCAGCUGCCGGGAGGACCCCACACCAUUCUGCUACCACAACACCUUCCUGCUGGCUGACCGGACUGAGGCCUGGGUGCUGGAGACGGCGGGGAGGCUGUGGGCUGCACAGAGGAUCCAGGAGGGAGUCCACAACAUCUCCAACCAGCUGAGCAUCGGCUCGGACAUCUCAGCAGAACACCCUGAGCUCCGGCCCCACGCCCGGGCCCAGGGCUGGUGGGACGGGCAGGGCACCUUCGACUUUGCCCGGGUCUUCUCCCUGAGCCAGCAGCCUGUGCGCAUGGAGGCUGCCAAGGCCCGCUUCCGGGCCGGGCGGGAGCUGCUGCAGCAGCAACAAGGGGGUAUCACGGCAGAGGUGAUGAUGGGCAUCCUCAGGGACAAGGAGAGCGGCAUCUGUAUGGACUCUGGGGGCUUCCGCACCACGGCCAGCAUGGUGUCCGUGCUGCCCCAGGACCCCACCCAGCCCUGCGUGCACUUCCUCACUGCCACACCAGACCCAUCCCGGUCAGUGUUCAAACCUUUCAUCUUUGGGGUGGGGGCAGCCCAGCCCCCCCAGGUGCUGUCUCCCACUUUUGGAGCACAGGACCCUGUUCGGACCCUGCCUCGAUUCCAGACUCAGGUCGAUCGCCGGCACCCCCUCUACCGUGGACACCAGGUGGCCCUGGGACUGAUGGAGAGUGAACAGGUAACCCCGGGGAAGAGGGGCUACCCUGGAGGGAUGAUGCAUUUCCCCCACCCCAACUGGGACUCUCGAAAUAUGAGGGGAACUGGGAGCGAAGGAGACUCUAGAGCUGAGGAGAGGAGUCUCUCCCUUCAAAGUCAGCCCUGGAGAAUGUUGGGUGUAUAUCCUUUCUCCUGCUUAUGUGAGACAGCAGCCAUCUGCUCCUACCCCGUAAUCCGGAGGGAAGCCUGUCCUGGGGAGUCAUUGCCGCCUUUCCUGGGCAGGCUCAGGGGCAGCAGCUUCGGCAGAAGCAGCGAGACCUGGAGCAGGAAGGCCUGGCGGCUGUGCGGGGGCUGCUGACCAGGGAGUGUGCUCCACCCACCCAGGAGCUGGGCGGCCUCUUCCAGGCCUUUGUGGAGAAGGAGAGCCAGGCAUAUGCCUGAGCCCGGCCCCUCCUGACUUGGUCUGGGGUGCAGGGGGCUGCGGUGGGCACAGGACCCCUGGGGUAGAGGGCCAGAGCAAUCCCCUCACAUCAUCCCCCACCCCAGCCUUGUUCUGAGUGGCCAGGUCGGCCUUAGCCCUAAUAAAUGUGUUUUAUUUUCUUGUUCA